Molecule: messenger RNA, 3070 nt
Organism: Monopterus albus (swamp eel)
Lineage: Eukaryota; Metazoa; Chordata; Actinopteri; Synbranchiformes; Synbranchidae
Gene: il12rb2l
Product: interleukin 12 receptor, beta 2a, like
Exons: 15
Coding region: 189-2321 (710 amino acids)
Molecular function (GO): protein binding
Source: RefSeq, a predicted model, not a curated record
UGUGCACGCGCACGCUGACGUCAUUGGUAAUUCCAAAAUGGGCGGAGCGGGCCGGCUACGUGAACGGGCAGCUUCAUGACAAACUUUCUUUUCAAACAUUUCUGUUGCGUCAUAUAUCGCUACACCAUGGAUGAGUGGUCUGUCAUUGUGUCUCACAGUGAGGCACGAUAAGCUUGACUCCAAAUGUAAUGGCCACUCUGAGGACAAGGUGCCUUCUGUCCUUCUUGCUGGUCCACCUAAAAAAUUGUUCUCCUACAGCAGGUCCUCCUGCUCCCCCUUCUGCUCCUGAGUGCUUUAUUCCAUGUAAUGAGGAAAACCUUUUAUAUAUUAACUGUUCCUGGAAUGCAAGCCCAGACCUUCAAGGAGCCUCUUACUACAGCCUGCACUGGGAGCCAGAAAACAGGACGGAGAAGCAUGUAAUCAAUGGGACCAAUCUGAGUGAGGUUAUCCAUCGUGAGCACUUUACCUACCAUGAAAAUUUUAUUGUUUGGGUUGAGGCAACAAACCAGCAUGGUUCUGCCAAAUCUCAGACUGUUAAGUUCUACCCACAAGAUAACAUCAAGUCGUGCCCUCCUAAAGUCACCGUAAGCCAGCAGGAGUCAAUAGAAAUUGACUGGUCUCUCGACUGUGGUAACAACCAGCUCUCUGCGGGACCCUGUCAGCUCCGACAUAGGACCGAUGCGGAUCAAGUUUGGCAAGAGCAUGACAGUGGAAAUGCUAACAGCUAUACAAUGGACAGUCCCCAGCCCUGCACGCUCUACGAGUUUCAGGUUCGCUGUACCUGUGAAACAAUCUUGAAAAGUGACUGGAGUGAAAUCCACAGAACACAUUAUGGAGAGACAGCCCCCAUUGGAAAGCUGGAUAUAUGGAGGGACUGUGGGAUAUCCCUGACAAGCACUGACUGUGUUCUGAUUUGGAAGAAACUUCCUAUAUCGCAGGCAUGUGGCCUCAUUCAGGUAUAUGAAGUCAGGCUGUCUUACAAUAACGGCACAGCAAAGCUGGUGAAUGUGUCCGUAGAUGAACCGAGCAGUCAGCUGGUGUGUGAUGAGAUGCAAUGCUACCUCAACUCCUCUCUCAAGGAUGUAUCGUCAGUCACUGCGUCAGCAUACAAUGCUCAUGGUGCCACAGUGCCUACAUAUGUAGCUAUGCCAGGUAAAGACAAAAAUAAACACGCUUUUGAUAUCACUAUGAAUGAGGAGAACCUCACUGUGUCCUGGGAUCUGCCCUCUCUGCUCUCUGACAACCUGGAUGAAUAUGUAGUGCAAUACAAACAAGCAGAAUGUCUUCUUCCAGGCCAAGGAUUUGACUGGGUCAAAGUCAACAAAAGCCAAACAUCUGUAUUUUUUAAAGGUCCAUUUAAAAAGUACACACCGUACCAAGUGUCAUUGUUCACAGUAUCACACAGCAGGAUAGUCCACCAAAAGUCAAGAGUGUCAUCAGUUUUUGGAUAUUCAGCUGAAGGAACCCCCUCCAAAGUGCCAUCAUUUAAGGUGUUGUCUAUUGCUGCCACUCAUGUGAUCCUGGUUUGGGAGCCUGUUCCCUUUUUCCAGCAGAAUGGGGUGAUCCGGUAUUACCAGAUAGGAGUAGACGGGCAAAACGUGUACAAUGUCAGUGCAUCACCACAUCAGGAAAAUAUGACUUUUGAGCUGAAGCAUUUGAGUCCAGGCCAAGAGUAUGAGGCGUGGAUAAAAGCUGUGACAAAGGCCGGGCCUGGAGCAAAUACCACCACAAGGUUCAAAACUGAGCAGGACCAGAGUUAUGUGCACUCAAUACCAUGGAUUACUGGGGUUGUAGCGUUUGUACUUUUGAUUACAUGCUCUUCUUGUGUUUUGUUCAGUCAAGGAAAAAACAAAGAAUAUCCGUCUCAGUGUUUUUAUGACAAAGUGCCAGAUCCCCGCAACAGCCACAUCAUCAAACAGGUGAGGCGCCAGUUUAAUGAACCCUGUACUUGCAUUAGCAUUUCUAUCUGUGAGCCACAUCCCAAGAUCUCUCAGCUGGAAGUUGUUGAAAUCCAGCCCGGGGGUUUCAAAUCCUCCAUGAAGGAAAUCUCGGACCCUGAUGGAUUAACUAGGCCAAUGAAUGGAGAUUGGUGUCUACAGAUGGAUGAUCCGAGGAAGGAUGUUGUCACAGAAGAGUGUGACAGAACAGACCAAAAAUAUGGAAGAGAGGAGUACAGCAAAAUGAUUGACUCUGAUGAAGAACGGGACAAGGGGGAUGAAGGGGACGGGGGCAGUUCCUGGAACUCAGCAGAGGAAGAAGAGUUCACAUUAGGUUAUGAAAAGCACUUCAUGCCUACUGCUAUGGAAGUACUGGAAUUUUAAUGCUUUCAUGUUGGAUCAUGGACAUUCGUAUCACAUCUGUGUUGUAUUUUUUAAAUGUGCACAAUUUUUUUCAAAAAGGAAGUAUAAUUGUAAAUGAUGACUCUCUGGAAAGGCUGCUAUAGCCUCUCUCUGUGGGACCAUGGAGGGCAGAUUUGUCACUGGAGAGAUUUACCUACUGAAGCUAAUGACCAGUCAAAGUCAAACAGCCCCACUUACCAUGGCCUGCUCCUUUUGCAUUGUUUGGUAUUUGGUUUGUUUAAAUUUGACUAUUGUUUGUUUCACUGUAUGGUGAUGGUGUUAUUAUUGCCUUUUCUGUUUCAAUUGCAGCUCUUUUUUGUCUUAUGUUGAGCCUGGUUGAAAAUAUAAACCAAGAAUAGUAUUGCUGCAAAAAUAACACAAAUGCAUAGACAAACUGACCAUUUACUGGGUAUGCAGUAAAUCACAUUUUUAUAAUCCACAUGUUGAUCCACACUGGAACCAUAAUAUAAUGAAUGCAGAAUCAGGAGUGACAGUUGACCCUUGCCAAUAUACAUGAUUAUAUGUAUACACAUUUCAGUAAACUCAUUAUAAAAUUCUUUGUGGAAUGCAAGUACAGUUUAUGGUCUAGCCAUUUAAAAGUGAAAUCCAAACAUUCAUAUACAUAAAGCAUACUUUUUUAUAACACUCAGGUGACACUAAAUGAAUGCCCAGUUACUGGGCUUUUUUUUAAUUCUCAGAUAAGCUUUUGAAUGUGUACAUCUAUAAAUCAG